AUGAUUGGCCUAAAAAUUGAAAAUAGAGCCACAAAAAUACCGGUAGCCGAAGGGGCAACACUGAACCAAAUAACUAGCGAAACGUUGGACGCAAGGCGUCUCGCCAACUUUUACAAGGAGAUCUUUGGGUUUGAGGAAAUUGAAGCCCCAAAUUUCGCCGUCGAGGUGAUAUGGCUGAAUUUGCGUGGAGCUUUUGCUCUUCAUCUUAUUGAGAAAAGCUCCGUCACCAAGCUUCCAGAAGGUCCCUACAGCGCCACGUCACCCGUCCUUGACGCUAGCCAUCUCCCCAGAAGUUUUCAUAUUUGCUUCACUCGCGACAAAUAUGAGUCAUUUGUGCAAACUCUUCAGGAUAAGGGAAUACAGACUUUCCAAAGGUCCAUACUUAAUGGGAAGGUCAAACAAAUCUUCUUCUUUGAUCCAGAUGGUAAUGGAUUGGAAGUCGCCAGUAAGAGCAAUGAAUAGGCCGAUUCCAUCUGUGGUUGUCAUGUAAAAUAUUUAGUCAAAGUAGACUGAAGGAAAAUGUCUGAACAUGUGCUGUAUUUCGAGACUCUAAUAAUCAUGCACGUGAGGAGUGAUCGGGAAGUAUGUAUGUGUGUUAUUGUUUCUUAAUCUUCUCUACUCUACCUUGUUAAAAGCGCUGCCUCUCUCUCUCUCCAGAAUUAUCUUCUCCCCACAAGAAUUGCACUGCCUCUCCUUUUCACAAGAAUCCAGAUUCUUCCUUGCAACUUGCUGCAGCUUCCAAGGAGAACGAAGAUCCAGCUCAUGCAACCGCCCUUCAAGAACUUUGAAUAAAUUUAAGUUGGUUUUGUUAACCGACAACAACAAGUAUAAAUAGGCCUGAAGUUUAGCCAUUUGGGUGUGAAAAAUAGAAGCAGCCAGUCUUAGUAAGUGUAGAAUAAAGAAGUGUGUGCUGCUAGUGAGUAUAAGCAAAAUUAAAAUCUGUGUGAGUCUAAGUGUGUCAAAAAUAGUGUGGGUUGUGUGUGAGUGUAGUAAGUGUCUUGUGAGUGAGUUUUGUGAGUUCUUUCUAAGUAAGUGGUGUAAGUUUUUGUGCAAGUGUGGGUUUGUAUCAGCUGAAGUUUUUACUGCAGGUGACGAGUGGCCUCCCUCUUGUACCAUUUGUUAGCUGAGUAAAUUUGAUGUGCAUUGAAACCGGAAGCUCAAUUGACUUUUUUUCGGAUUGAUUUA
Messenger RNA from Mangifera indica (mango), 1185 nucleotides. RefSeq lists its product as uncharacterized. NCBI's taxonomy places the organism in Eukaryota, Viridiplantae, Streptophyta, Magnoliopsida, Sapindales, Anacardiaceae. The record is from RefSeq and is a predicted model, not a curated record. Bases 1 to 462 code for a protein of 153 amino acids. The transcript is spliced from 4 exons.